CCCGCCCGUCUCCGGCGCCAUCUUGCCGCGGCCGGGGGGAGCCGAGCGGGCCCGGCCAUGCCGCACUUCCAGGCCUGGGAGGAGUUCACCCGCGCCGCCGAGAAGCUCUACCUCGCCGACCCCAUGAAGGUGCGUGUUGUUCUCAAAUACCGACAUUGUGAUGGGAACCUCUGUAUCAAAGUAACAGAUGAUGUGGCUUGUUUGCUGUACAGAACAGACCAGGCACAAGACGUGAAGAAGAUCGAGAAAUUCCACAGUCAGCUCAUGCGACUCAUGGUGGCGAAGGAAUCCCGCAGUGCUGCCAUGGAAACAGACUGAAGUGCUGCGAAUAAAAUCAGGGCUCCGGUCAUACUGCACUGGAAGCAAAUCUUUUGGAUUUGAACGAAAAACUGGGUCAGGAGAUGCUUUUGUGUACUAAAGUGGACUGAUGACAAGUCUGAAGCAUUUUCACCCCUCAGACUCCACUUUGGAAAUCUAGGAAAAUAAAUGCUUUCAAUUGAAAGCUUAUAUUUAUUUUUGGGUAUUAAGCAACUAUUCUUAAACAUUAGGUAUGCUAAGAAGACAAAUAUUUCAAAUCUACAAUAUGUUAGUAAUUUGAGAGGCCACAGGCAUACUUCUGGAAAUUUACUGUAAAAUUUCAUCUAGAUUGCAUUGUUCUGGUGUAUUCUCAAAAUGAGAGGGUAUAUUAAUACUGUAGCAUAGUGACUGGGUCUAAUAAAUAUUUACAUACAUUAUAUAAAUCUGUUGGGUUUAGAAUAACAGAUGUUUUCUGAACUGAAAUGUUGAAAUUGCCAAUUUGUAUCACCACUGUCAGCACUCUAUCUUUUGGUAUUGCUCUUAGUCCUAAGAUGUGCAACGCUAUCCAUGAUGCAGUUUGUAGAACUCUGAUAUUGGCUAAGUGAUUAAACUUCUGUAUUUUAGAAAUUAAAAUAGAACUUCACUUGAAUAAUGCUAGAGAUCUGUGAGAAACUGGGAGGGGUUUUUUCUCCUUGUGCAAAUACCGUUACUAAAAAACAGUCAGUGGCUUUUUUACAUACUUGAACUAUUUUGUACUUUUCCCAUCCUUGCUUCAGGCAGAUUGAAGUAUAUCAGCAAGACAAAUUCUAGAAGCUCUUGUCUAUUAUGUUAAUAGAAAAUAUCCAACCAAACACUAUCCAGAUUCCUUAUUCUAGCUGCUUGUUAACUGCAUUUUCAAAUGUUACAUGUGGCAGGUGGAUGUCAGCCAAAUGAAUAAAUGGAUGAAAACAGCUUAAUAAAUACUUAAAUACCACUGUCAGAAAUAGACCAGUGCUCCUGUAGCUUAAAUGUGUUUCUCACAGUCACCUCUGGUAGGCUGAUGGAAGCCUGAAUUGUCUCUUAUAAGAAAGCUUUUUGUUUGAAAACCCAGUAGCUAAAAUUGAUGCUUGCUUUGACUAGGUCUUGCUUACUUGAAAACAGAUGAGCAUUUUCAUGUAAUUAGGCCAUUGGUAUAACUAGGUGCUUUCAGAACUGAUUUUUUGGGUUAAACCAAGCCACAGAAGUAAAGCAGGACCAUACUUGUAGUGGCAUUUAUAUAUAACAAAACAAUCUACUUAACGAGCUACCUGCUGUCACUUACAUAAAAAUAAUGGAGCUACUGGGAAGCAGUGGACUUUCCACGUUUGCCAAAACCUUGGAAAAAAACCACCAGGCUUGAAUAUUGCAUUAGAGUACCCUUUCAGCUGAACAUAGAAUGUUGCACGUUGUUGGAAAAUAUUGCAGCACUAAAUUCCUGGUGACUGCUCAAAAUUCUAGUCUGCAGCUGUGACUGGUAUGUAUGUAACAUUUUUGUGUUGGCUUUUGAAAUCUAAAUAAAGCCAGAGAGAAGGCUGGACUCUGUUAAUUGUUAAACUUUCAUGAGAUACUGUAAUACUGGAAUUUUUCUUUGGUGCUGCAAAUAACUUUCAUAAUAUUUGAAAUAUCAUAGUAGUAGAGAGACUGUACCAAGUGGCUGAAAGGCUUCAGCUUUAUACUCCAGUAGGUUUUAGAGGAGCCAUUUCAGCCAUUUCUAUGUUAGAGCAGCAGUUUUCAAGCAAAACAUGUAAGGGAAUACGUUUCUACUUUUCUAAAUUCAGAAAUUAUUUCUCUAAAACCCUGGGGAAAUACUGUUGCUACUUUUGUAAGAGUAUGUGUUGUUAAGCUUGUUCUCCAUAUACUCAGAAAAAACUAGAAUGGUUCUGUGCAGUCUGAAUGCAAAAGAAAAUAUUAUAAAGCUGCUGCUUAUAAAAAAUUAAAUGGUAUGGAAACUUCUAUAGAAAAACAUAGGUGCUUCAUAACUUUGUCCUGGAAUUUUCAGCCAUUUCUAUACUAUAUUCAUGGGGCAGUAGAGAAGCUCUUUCAUGCCUGUGCUCUUGCUGACAGUAUGUGUGCUUGUCUACACUGAUUACUUCCGUAAUAAACAUUCCCCAAGUUGGUCCA
This is a messenger RNA of Hirundo rustica (Barn swallow), 2436 nucleotides long. It is a transcript of the gene SRP9, whose product is annotated as signal recognition particle 9. The transcript has 3 exons. Gene Ontology annotation, biological process: SRP-dependent cotranslational protein targeting to membrane; negative regulation of translational elongation. Gene Ontology annotation, molecular function: 7S RNA binding. The record is from RefSeq and is a predicted model, not a curated record. The coding region runs from base 58 to 318 and encodes 86 amino acids. NCBI's taxonomy places the organism in Eukaryota, Metazoa, Chordata, Aves, Passeriformes, Hirundinidae. Gene Ontology annotation, cellular component: signal recognition particle, endoplasmic reticulum targeting.